This is a messenger RNA of Babesia bovis T2Bo, 6438 nucleotides long. RefSeq lists its product as uncharacterized. NCBI's taxonomy places the organism in Eukaryota, Apicomplexa, Aconoidasida, Piroplasmida, Babesiidae. The annotation marks the transcript as partial. The record is from RefSeq and is a predicted model, not a curated record. The transcript has a single exon.
AUUUGACUGCUUGUAUAUUAAUAUUAAUUUCAGCUACUUGUUUGCCAGGGUAGGUGGUUUGUUAACAAUGGAAGAAGCCGCUGGCGGCUUCGUUUCUGCGAAGAGCCACGCUCGUGAUAAUCGUCGUUCCACAUUCUUGUUUAAAAUUUUGAAGUGGUCUGUCGGUAUCACUGGUAUUACUGCUUUACUUGCUAAUAAUGCCUUCUGUGCGGAUAUUAUCCCUCGUGUUAAUGCAGGUAGUGGCCCUGCGUUCUCACAUCGUUUUACCAAGGGCGAUUCCCAACCUAAUAAAGUCGGUGCAAAGUUGGUUAAUCGUUUGAUCGCUGAUGAUGAUGAUGAUAAAAUUGUUAUUAACAAGACCGAAGUUGCUAGGCGCAGGGAUUCCGUCGUUUCUAAUGGUGCUCCUAAACAAGUCAAUACCUCCAAUUUGACUAUCCCCGGUAUGACAAAGGAACAAUCUAAGUCACAUUCUACCCGUGCAUCAACAUCUUCAUUAUCUCAAGAUGAGGUAUUCAUUCCUGCUCCUACCAACCUGAUCAGUGGGUUAUGGAAAGGGUUCUUAACCACGAAGAAGCCUGCCGGCUCCAGAGGUGCCGAAUCUGACAGUGAUGUAGUUUCACCUCCCGUUUCUACAAAAUCUAAACCUCCUGUGCAACUAAAAUCUGAGUUGAUUAAGGACAAAUCUGGUGAUUCCCGUACGAUUUUGGUUGAUAACUGUGUGGAUGAUACUGUGAUGAAACGUGUGGGUAAUAUAGCUUCUGUGAAUAAGGUUAACCUUGAAUCUGUUAAAACCCUUAAUUAUCAACGUACAGAUGCCUUCAAUGCUAAGACCUUGAGAAAAAAUGUAGCUAAAGAAGCUACUGGACUUCAAAAGAAGACUGAGGUUAGAAAGGAGAUAAUUGAUUCUGACGCGGACGACGACAUCUAUAUGGGUCACCCUACUAAUGAGCCUAAGAAAGAUUGCAAAAAGAAAAAGACUAAAAAAGAUGAUCGUGUUGUUGAUGACGAUGUUGAUGAUGACGACCUAAUAUUACACCAAGGCUUCUCUAAGCUUGGCGGUCGAGUGGUCCAUCCACAUUUAUCUGAGAGUUGCAAUUUUGUCCCACCUAAGGUUUCAGGUUUUCCUCAUACGGGAUCUCAUUUGCUAUCUCAGGGUCAUGUUAUGCCUAAUAAACCAAGUGGCACUAGUGAACAUAACUUCACUGGACCUACAUUCUUCAUAAAGCAGCCUGUUGGCGUGUCAGAUGAUAUUGGCGGUGAUGAUUUUGCUGCACCAUCUAAACCUCGGGAUAAUAAGCCCUGUGAUAUUAAAGUACCAACAAUUAUUCCUUCAACAGAAUCAGGCGACGAAAUUGAAGAAGGUGACAUUAUAGUUUCUGAUGAGGAACUUGUUAAACCUGUAGUCUCUGACGAGAAGGAGGAUGCUGAUGUGUGCCCCGCUGUAGUCCCUCCUCCAUCGUUUGAUUUAUCUGGUGAUGGUUUUGAAUCCGUAGAUGACACUAGUGAUGUUUCUGAUGAUGACUCCUGUUUAGUCGGUUGGAAUUCUCGCCCAUCUGCGGGUACAUCAAGAUAUGAGCCCGGUAAAGUUCCCGCCACUGAGGACGUGUUGGUUGGGGACAACGUUGCGGAUUCCGAUAGCUCGCUAGAUUCUGAUAGUGACAGCAGUGGAGAAUCAGGCCAGAGUUCAGAUGACGAGAUCGUCACCUGGGAUGGCAUUCAUGGUAAACCCCUGCCAGAAGAAGCUUCCGAGAUUCCAUCUGACCACGAGACCGUUGAGCCUACAGUCUCUGACCACGAGAGUGUAUCCAGCGGCAGCGAGUCUGAGGAAGAGGUUUCCGAAAUUCCAUCUGACCACGAGACCGUUGAGCCUACAGUCUCUGACCACGAGAGUGUAUCCGGCGGCAGCGAGUCUGGGGAAGAGGUUUCCGAGAUUCCAUCUGACCACGAGACCGUUGAGCCUAUAGUCUCUGACCACGAGAGUGUAUCCAGCGGUAGCGAGUCUGAGGAAGAGGUUUCUGAGAUUCCAUCUGACCACGAGACCGUUGAGCCUAUAGUCUCUGACCACGAGAGUGUAUCCAGCGGCAGCGAGUCUGAGGAAGAGGUUUCUGAAAUUCCAUCUGACCACGAGACCGUUGAGCCUAUAUUCUCUGACCACGAGAGUGUAUCCAGCGGUAGCGAGUCUGAGGAAGAGGUUUCUGAAAUUCCAUCUGACCACGAGACCGUUGAGCCUAUAGUCUCUGACCACGAGAGUGUAUCCAGCGGUAGCGAGUCUGAGGAAGAGGUUUCCGAGAUUUCUUCAGACGAGAGUGUAUCCAGCGGCAGCGAGUCUGAGGAAGAGGUUUCCGAAAUUCCAUCUGACCACGAGACCGUUGAGCCUAUAGUCUCUGACCACGAGAGUGUAUCCAGCGGCAGCGAGUCUGAGGAAGAGGUUUCUGAAAUUCCAUCUGACCACGAGACCGUUGAGCCUAUAGUCUCUGACCACGAGAGUGUAUCCAGCGGUAGCGAGUCUGAGGAAGAGGUUUCUGAGAUUCCAUCUGACCACGAGACCGUUGAGCCUAUAGUCUCUGACCACGAGAGUGUAUCCAGCGGUAGCGAGUCUGAGGAAGAGGUUUCCGAGAUUCCAUCUGACCACGAGACCGUUGAGCCUAUAGUCUCUGACCACGAGAGUGUAUCCAGCGGCAGCGAGUCUGAGGAAGAGGUUUCCGAGAUUCCAUCUGACCACGAGACCGUUGAGCCUAUUGUCUCUGACGAGAAGGAGGAUGCUGAUGUGUGCCCCGCUGUAGUCCCUCCUCCAUCGUUUGAUUUAUCUGGUGAUGGUUUUGAAUCCGUAGAUGACACUAGUGAUGUUUCUGAUGAUGACUCCUGUUUAGUCGGUUGGAAUUCUCGCCCAUCUGCGGGUACAUCAAGAUAUGAGCCCGGUAAAGUUCCCGCCACUGAGGACGUGUUGGUUGGGGACAACGUUGCGGAUUCCGAUAGCUCGCUAGAUUCUGAUAGUGACAGCAGUGGAGAAUCAGGCCAGAGUUCAGAUGACGAGAUCGUCACCUGGGAUGGCAUUCAUGGUAAACCCCUGCCAGAAGAAGCUUCCGAGAUUCCAUCUGACCACGAGACCGUUGAGCCUACAGUCUCUGACCACGAGAGUGUAUCCAGCGGCAGCGAGUCUGAGGAAGAGGUUUCCGAAAUUCCAUCUGACCACGAGACCGUUGAGCCUACAGUCUCUGACCACGAGAGUGUAUCCGGCGGCAGCGAGUCUGGGGAAGAGGUUUCUGAGAUUCCAUCUGACCACGAGACCGUUGAGCCUAUAGUCUCUGACCACGAGAGUGUAUCCAGCGGCAGCGAGUCUGAGGAAGAGGUUUCUGAAAUUCCAUCUGACCACGAGACCGUUGAGCCUAUAUUCUCUGACCACGAGAGUGUAUCCAGCGGUAGCGAGUCUGAGGAAGAGGUUUCUGAAAUUCCAUCUGACCACGAGACCGUUGAGCCUAUAGUCUCUGACCACGAGAGUGUAUCCAGCGGUAGCGAGUCUGAGGAAGAGGUUUCCGAGAUUUCUUCAGACGAGAGUGUAUCCAGCGGCAGCGAGUCUGAGGAAGAGGUUUCCGAAAUUCCAUCUGACCACGAGACCGUUGAGCCUAUAGUCUCUGACCACGAGAGUGUAUCCAGCGGUAGCGAGUCUGAGGAAGAGGUUUCUGAAAUUCCAUCUGACCACGAGACCGUUGAGCCUAUAGUCUCUGACCACGAGAGUGUAUCCAGCGGUAGCGAGUCUGAGGAAGAGGUUUCUGAGAUUCCAUCUGACCACGAGACCGUUGAGCCUAUAGUCUCUGACCACGAGAGUGUAUCCAGCGGUAGCGAGUCUGAGGAAGAGGUUUCCGAGAUUCCAUCUGACCACGAGACCGUUGAGCCUAUAGUCUCUGACCACGAGAGUGUAUCCAGCGGCAGCGAGUCUGAGGAAGAGGUUUCCGAAAUUCCAUCUGACCACGAGACCGUUGAGCCUAUAGUCUCUGACCACGAGAGUGUAUCCAGCGGCAGCGAGUCUGAGGAAGAGGUUUCCGAGAUUCCAUCUGACCACGAGACCGUUGAGCCUAUAGUCUCUGACCACGAGAGUGUAUCCAGCGGCAGCGAGUCUGAGGAAGAGGUUUCCGAGAUUCCAUCUGACCACGAGACCGUUGAGCCUAUAGUCUCUGACCACGAGAGUGUAUCCAGCGGUAGCGAGUCUGAGGAAGAGGUUUCUGAGAUUCCAUCUGACCACGAGACCGUUGAGCCUAUAGUCUCUGACCACGAGAGUGUAUCCAGCGGCAGCGAGUCUGAGGAAGAGGUUUCCGAGAUUCCAUCUGACCACGAGACCGUUGAGCCUAUAAUCCCUCCUCCAUCGUUUGAUUUAUCUGGUGAUGGCUUUGAUUAUAUUGAUGACUGGUCUUCUGAUGAAGAAAGUGUAUCUCCUGCCGUCAGUGAAGCUGAGAUAUCAGUGGACGAACCUUGCGACAAUUACAACCAUUUAGAUGAUGAGGAUGAGAUCAUCACUUGGGAUGGCAUUCAUGGUAAACCCCUGCCAGAAGACAUUUGUGAAAUUCCAUCUGACCACGAGACCGUUGAGCCUAUAGUCUCUGACCACGAGAGUGUAUCCAGCGGCAGCGAGUCUGAGGAAGAGGUUUCUGAAAUUCCAUCUGACCACGAGACCGUUGAGCCUAUAGUCUCUGACCACGAGAGUGUAUCCAGCGGCAGCGAGUCUGAGGAAGAGGUUUCUGAAAUUCCAUCUGACCACGAGACCGUUGAGCCUAUAGUCUCUGACCACGAGAGUGUAUCCAGCGGCAGCGAGUCUGAGGAAGAGGUUUCCGAGAUUUCUUCAGACGAGAGUGUAUCCAGCGGUAGCGAGUCUGAGGAAGAGGUUUCCGAAAUUCCAUCUGACCACGAGACCGUUGAGCCUAUAGUCUCUGACCACGAGAGUGUAUCCAGCGGUAGCGAGUCUGAGGAAGAGGUUUCUGAAAUUCCAUCUGACCACGAGACCGUUGAGCCUAUAGUCUCUGACCACGAGAGUGUAUCCAGCGGUAGCGAGUCUGAGGAAGAGGUUUCUGAAAUUCCAUCUGACCACGAGACCGUUGAGCCUAUAGUCUCUGACCACGAGAGUGUAUCCAGCGGUAGCGAGUCUGAGGAAGAGGUUUCCGAGAUUUCUUCAGACGAGAGUGUAUCCAGCGGCAGCGAGUCUGAGGAAGAGGUUUCCGAAAUUCCAUCUGACCACGAGACCGUUGAGCCUAUAGUCUCUGACCACGAGAGUGUAUCCAGCGGUAGCGAGUCUGAGGAAGAGGUUUCCGAGAUUCCAUCUGACCACGAGACCGUUGAGCCUAUAGUCUCUGACCACGAGAGUGUAUCCAGCGGUAGCGAGUCUGAGGAAGAGGUUUCCGAGAUUCCAUCUGACCACGAGACCGUUGAGCCUAUAGUCUCUGACCACGAGAGUGUAUCCAGCGGCAGCGAGUCUGAGGAAGAGGUUUCCGAUAUUCCAUCUGACCACGAGACCGUUGAGCCUAUAAUCCUUCCUCCAUCGUUUGAUUUAUCUGGUGAUGGCUUUGAUUAUAUUGAUGACGGGUCUUCUGAUGAAGAAAUUGUAUCUCCUGCCGUCAGUGAAGCUGAGAUAUCAGUGGACGAACCUUGCGACAAUUACAACCAUUUAGAUGAUGAGGAUGAGAUCAUCACUUGGGAUGGCAUUCAUGGUAAACCCCUGCCAGAAGACAUUUGUGAAAUUCCAUCUGACCACGAGACCGUUGAGCCUACAGUCUCUGACCACGAGAGUGUAUCCAGCGGUAGCGAGUCUGAGGAAGAGGUUUCUGAGAUUCCAUCUGACCACGAGACCGUUGAGCCUAUAGUCUCUGACCACGAGAGUGUAUCCAGCGGCAGCGAGUCUGAGGAAGAGGUUUCUGAAAUUCCAUCUGACCACGAGACCGUUGAGCCUAUAUUCUCUGACCACGAGAGUGUAUCCAGCGGCAGCGAGUCUGAGGAAGAGUUAUCUGAGAUUUCUUCAGACGAGAGUGUAUCCAGCGGUAGCGAGUCUGAGGAAGAGGUUUCCGAGAUUCCAUCUGACCACGAGACCGUUGAGCCUACAGUCUCUGACCACGAGAGUGUAUCCAGCGGUAGCGAGUCUGAGGAAGAGGUUUCCGAGAUUCCAUCUGACCACGAGACCGUUGAGCCUACAGUCUCUGACCACGAGAGUGUAUCCAGCGGUAGCGAGUCUGAGGAAGAGGUUUCCGAGAUUUCUUCAGACCACGAGACCGUUGAGCCUAUAGUCUCUGACCACGAGAGUGUAUCCAGCGGCAGCGAGUCUGAGGAAGAGGUUUCCGAGAUUCCAUCUGACCACGAGACCGUUGAGCCUAUAGUCUCUGACCACGAGAGUGUAUCCAGCGGUAGCGAGUCUGAGGAAGAGGUUUCCGAGAUUCCAUCUGACCACGAGACCGUUGA